Messenger RNA from Closterium sp. NIES-67, 3045 nucleotides. Lineage: Eukaryota; Viridiplantae; Streptophyta; Zygnematophyceae; Desmidiales; Closteriaceae. The record is from the annotation of a GenBank genome assembly.
AACCAAGAGACGCAUCAGCGGCAGUAAGUGCAGUACGUGGGUAUGAUUCCGUGUGGCCGCGGCACAUGGGACCAAUAGGAGUGGGGGUGACACUCGCCGCCCGUCGUCCCCACAAGUGCAAGUCAUGGGCGACCUGCCGUCGUCAUUUCCGGGCGGCUCUCAUGGCAAGGCUUGUCCUUCUCGCAAGGCUUCCCGUCCCCCAAAAUCUCCCUUGCUCUCGGCUCAUCAGACCAUCCGAAGGCAUGGCAGCUGCGAUAGGACGAGUAGACAACCCUCCCAUUCCAUGGUGCAGCAGCGACGAUCCCGGAUCGAGCGGAGCGAGUCAUCUCAGUGACGUUCUUCCCAUGGACGAGCUCUUUUUGGUUGCAGCGACCUCCCAUCCCGUGGCGCAGCAGCGACUGCGUCGUCGUUCAUAACCACCGCGUCCAGCGCAACUGUCAGUUUUGCUUCGAGCUCCUCAACCACCGCCUUACUCGCGUCUCACUCGCGUCUCACCCGCGUUUUCUUCGACUCCAAGGGUUGAAUAAGUUACUCGGUCGUUUCUCCGACUCCCAAGUCCGCGUCAGGACGAAGCAGUCACUACUACUUGAACGACCAUUCUAUUCGUGUCACAUGCCUCACACAAGUCCUCGCUCCGCUCAGUAUCCGAAUCUUCAGCAGGCUCCACAUGCAUAGCAGAAUCGCCGCAGGUGAUGUCACUUACCCUGACACCAACGUUGGAGUUACGCUCGUAGUCCGACCCUUUCCGCAAGUCUAGUACUACUACAUUAGCGUCCCGAUUCGGGAUCUCCAGGCGAGCACUGCGCCAGCUUCAGUCACCGGUCUCAAUCUCCGACCCUGUUCCCGAGCAGAGCCUUCGACGACUAGGAGUCCGACUACUAGGAGUCCGACUACUAGGAGUCCGACUACUAGGAGUCCGACUACUAGGAGUCCGACUACUAGGAGUCCGACUACUAGGAGUCCGACUAGGAGUCCGACUAGGAGUCCGGGGAGUCGUCCGUAGAAUGACAGCCAUCUCGACAGCUACUGCAGUAGCAGCCGCUGCGGCAGCCGCGCGAGGCGGCCCCGAAAACUCCCUCUUCCGCUACCGCGGCGUGCGCCAGCGCACGUGGGGGAAGUGGGUCGCGGAGAUCCGCGAGCCCCGGCGCAAGGUGCGCCUGUGGCUCGGCUCCUUCGCCUCCGCGGAGCAAGCCGCGCGCGCGUACGACCGCGCGGCUAGGAAGCUGCACGGCGCGGAUGCGGUGCUCAACUUCCCCCCUCCCCCCGCCUCCCCUUCGAGCGCGACUCCCGCCGUCAACACGUCGCGUCAGCCCCGAGCCGCAGUCGUGAAGAGCACCAUCGAUACAAGCACAUUGUGGAACUGUCACCUCCGCAACAAACUCAACGGCAGCUCCCCUGCAUUCGCGGCGGAACUUUCGCGAGAGAGCGCGGCCGCGGCGUUUUCUAGCGUGGGGACGCCGUUCGCCGUCCCCUUGGGGACCCAAGCGGCGGGUCAAAUCGCGGUCAACGCGGUCGACGCGGUCAGCGCCUCCGGGUCGGCGACACGUGGCAGUGGUAACUCCGCCGGCGCGAGCGGUCCGCCGAGCAGCCCGUCGCCGUGGCUCGCGCGCUUCAUGCUCGAGAUUGCGGAAAUGCGAAAAUCCGCCGCCGGAUGUCGCCAAGUGCACGACUCAGGCUCAGGCUCUGGUGGAAUCGGCGCGCAACAGACUGUCAGCGCGACUGCACCGCGCCUCCAGGCCCGCAAUCCGAUGGGUUCGAUGGAUUUGAUGGGUUCAUCGCUCCACGGAUUUCCCUUGGCGAGUUUGGAUGGUACCGACGGGGCUGCUUGUGAGAAGACCGCCCUUUCCGCCUUCCAGGAGCACGUGCUGUUCCCCUUCUACCUACGCCAGCAGCAGCAGCAGCAGCAGCAGCAGUAUCAGCUGCAGCGAGCGCAAGGAGCAGACCAGUGGUGGCGCGGCGAGCAGCAACAUCACUCGUUGAAGCAGCAGCAGCAGCAGCAGCAGCGCCUGGCACCUGAGCUGUCACUCUCAGGACAAGCGACUCGGAUUGCAACGGGACUGUCAGCGCCCCCGCACUCCCCACUUCCCGUCGGCCUGCUUCCCGCUCUCCAAGCGCCUUUGGCGAAGCUCCCUGGGACGGCUCCCAUGGCUGCUGCUGCUGCUGCAGCUGCGUCAACCCAGAAGACGCGGGUGACAGCAUUGCUGGAAACGAUGCAGGCGCUGCCGCCAUUCAGCCUGCCUCCAGCUGCUGCAUUGAGCAACGGCUGUCAGCUGCCCCCGUGUCCAACAUUCGCGCACCCACCACCAGCAACACUCCCAUCCACCUCGUUCCCAUCGCCUGUGCACCCACCGGCCUCGCUUACACCGGCGAGCUCGCCCCCAGCGCUUAGCGAGACCCAGCAGAUCCUCCUGGAGCAAUACAUGAGGCUGUCGAGACUCUGCAUGACAGCGCAGGGUCGUUGCGAUGCUGCGUCCGCCCCUGCCACAAUGCGCUCAGUACCCGUGAAAAGCAAAGGGUCGAUCGCUCCACUGGCACCUGUGAGCGGGUCCCUGGCUGUCCCGGUGGCUCAAGGAGCGAGUGAGCAGGUUGGAUUGAUCCAAGGGAAAAGGGUGCGCUGCGAGGAGGUGUGUGGCGGAGGCUACUUGGCCUUCUGUGGUGAUGCUGAUAGCAACCCCGCCACGAAGCGCGUGUGCGUGUGGGGAGGUGAGGCAGAAAAGAAUCAGCUUUCACAUGGGCUGGGCAGCCGCAGCAAGGUUGCUGGAGAGGGCAGGACUGCUGGAGACGUGAGUCCAGAGAGCAAUACCUCAUCUGGGCAGAGUGGGGCUCAGCUUGUCUCGUUGGAUUCUGACAUAGUUGGUUUUCAGCUGGAGGACGAAGAGGUCUGGGGGUUGGGGCUGGAGCACUUGGAAAUGUUGCUUCCAGGGCUGAAUAGUGAGCCGGAGCUCGCUAUAGGUAGUGAGGCAUGGAAUAUGUUGUAAACUAUUUCUUUAGAAUGGAUUCCUUUUAGUUCGUUGUAAAUAUCCUUACAAUAUUUUUUUGUUGGCC